GACUUCGGUCUCUUCCUAGGCCGUCAUUGAUAGAGGCCAUGUUCAGCACCAGCGCCAAAAUAGUGAAGCCCAAUGGGGAAAAGCCGGACGAAUUCGAGUCCGGCAUCUCUCAGGCGCUCUUGGAGUUGGAAAUGAACUCUGAUCUUAAGGCUCAGCUGAGGGAGCUCAACAUUACUGCUGCUAAGGAAAUUGAAGUAGGUGGUGGUAGGAAAGCGAUCAUCAUCUUUGUGCCGGUGCCACAACUGAAAUCGUUCCAGAAGAUCCAAGUGCGACUUGUCAGAGAGCUGGAAAAGAAAUUCAGUGGCAAACAUGUUGUUUUUAUUGCACAGAGGAGAAUUCUGCCGAAACCAACAAGGAAAAGCCGCACAAAAAAUAAGCAGAAGCGCCCCAGGAGCCGCACACUAACUGCUGUGCAUGAUGCUAUCCUUGAAGACCUUGUGUUCCCUAGUGAAAUUGUUGGCAAAAGAAUUCGAGUAAAGCUUGACAGCAGCAGGCUUAUUAAGGUCCAUCUUGACAAAGCACAGCAAAACAAUGUUGAACACAAGGUGGAAACAUUUUCUGGCGUCUACAAAAAACUCACAGGCAAAGAUGUUGUGUUUGAAUUCCCAGAGUUCCAGCUGUAAAAUUCAAAAUGAGUAAAUAAACCUAUUUGCUGUUAAAACGUU
This is a messenger RNA of Polypterus senegalus (gray bichir), 665 nucleotides long. RefSeq names its product ribosomal protein S7 (gene rps7). Gene Ontology annotation, cellular component: 90S preribosome; small-subunit processome; cytosolic small ribosomal subunit. Gene Ontology annotation, molecular function: structural constituent of ribosome. Gene Ontology annotation, biological process: ribosomal small subunit biogenesis; rRNA processing; translation. The transcript has 7 exons. NCBI's taxonomy places the organism in Eukaryota, Metazoa, Chordata, Cladistia, Polypteriformes, Polypteridae. The coding region runs from base 39 to 623 and encodes 194 amino acids. The record is from RefSeq and is a predicted model, not a curated record.